AUGAUUGACGCGGCCGCCGCCGCUGGAGUGAAACGAUUCAUCAUCGACGACUUUGGGUGGGGCCCGAACGUUCGGGGAUUGCCCGAGUUCAAGGAAAUCCAGUCACAGCGUCGGGCGGGUUGGGACCAUGCGAAGGCGGUCGCCGAUUCUAAACCGCAAUUCACCUUCACAGGUAUCUCCACCGGAAACCCGAUCGACUGGGCGCUGAAACGGUUCCCAACGAUGGGGUUCGACGCCACCAGAUAA
Molecule: messenger RNA, 246 nt
Organism: Scedosporium apiospermum
Lineage: Eukaryota; Fungi; Ascomycota; Sordariomycetes; Microascales; Microascaceae
Exons: 2
Coding region: 1-246 (81 amino acids)
Source: RefSeq, a predicted model, not a curated record